Messenger RNA from Armigeres subalbatus, 2928 nucleotides. RefSeq lists its product as uncharacterized. The coding region runs from base 1 to 2928 and encodes 975 amino acids. Lineage: Eukaryota; Metazoa; Arthropoda; Insecta; Diptera; Culicidae. The transcript has 3 exons. The record is from RefSeq and is a predicted model, not a curated record.
AUGCGAAAAGUGAGAAUCGACUCCCUAGCCAAAGUGAAUACUGCGUUUGCGGAGGUUCAAGAUACCAUCGAGCGUCUAGAUAGCGAAGAUCUGGAAGAACAUCUUGCCGGAAGAGUAGAUUUCGAGCAUCGGUAUUGUACCGCAAAGGGAUUCCUGCUUUCGAAACUCCCCAUCGAAGGUAAUCAAGCGCAACUGAACGCCUCGUUUGCUGCUCCGCCUGCCAACUUCCACCUCCGCUUACCGCAGAUCGACCUCCCACGUUUCGAUGGCGAUUUCUCACGUUGGUUGUCGUUCCGUGAUACAUUUUCGUCCAUGGUUCACUGCAAUGCGGACAUACCAACGGUCGCCAAACUGCAAUACCUUUUGCAGUCUCUGGAAGGGAACGCAAAAAAGCCCUACGAGUCGGUCGAUAUCGAAGCCGACAAUUACGCUUGCACUUGGGACGCACUCCUCAAGCGAUACGACAACCCGGUGAAGCAGGAGUCUGUCAAUCGCAUCCACAGCCUGAUCGACGAUUUCCAGCGCCAUGUGAAGGCCUUGAAGAAGCUAAACGAACCUGUGGAGCACUGGGACACACCUCUGGUGAAUAUUUUGUCCUACAAGCUGGACCCACCCACUUUGCGGGCCUGGGAGGAAAAGACUAGUACGCAGGAUGACGUGAAGUAUGAGGAGCUGGUAGAAUUACUCUAUCAGCGCGUACGAGUGCUGAAUUCAGUAGGCUACGAGCACCAUCAGCAUCCAACGCCGUCGGCAAAGGUGGCCGGCACCAUUCCAAAACCCACCAAAAUCAAGUUCGCAGCCAACGCUGCUGCAUCCUCCAAUUCCUCCUCACCAUGUUUACUGUUCUGUUCCGACAAUCACGUCCUAUGCAACUGCCCUAUUUCCCUUGGGAAGGAUGUACGCCUUCGCCGAGAAUUCGUCACGUUGAAGCGGUUGUAUUGGAACUGCCUGUGCAGCGGACAUCAGUCGAAGAAGUGUACGUCGAAGUUCUCAUGUCGUACGUGCCACGAAAGACACGAUUCGCUGCUUCACGAUCCUGCUUUAUCCAAGUCGUCAUCGAGUUCAACCGUGUCAUCUACUAUUCCCGUUCAACAACCGUCUCCGUCCACUAGUGUGGGCACUCGGAGCUCCGCUCCUCCCAAUGUCAGCAUGGCAGUCCGAACUGCAUGCAAUACUGUUUUGUUGGAAACGGUUGUCCUCAAUGUCGUUGAUGAUCACGGACACGUGUACCAGGCAAGAGCCUUACUGGACUCGGCUUCAAUGUCCAACUUCAUUUCGAAGCCACUAGCAAAGCUGCUGUUCAACACCCGGUCGAAAGUGGACAUUUCCAUAGCAGGGAUCGGCCUUUCCACACACUGUGUGAAAAGUGCAAUUACCGCCACCAUCCAGUCGAGAACACAGGAGUUUUCGACGAAGCUACAGUUCCUCAUUCUUAAAAAUCCUUCGGCACAGUUGCCGACCAUACCACUCAACAUCUCGUCGUGGAACAUUCCCAGGGUUGGUCUCGCCGACCCUCAAUUCCACAUCCCAGGGAGGAUAGACCUCGUUAUCGGCAGUGAAGCCUUCUGGGAGAUUCAUAGUGGUCGGAAGAUUCCGUUAGGGGACGGACUUCCAUGGUUGACUGAAACACCAUUCGGAUGGACUGUCGCUGGCACCGCAUCCAGUCAACACAAUUGUAUUCCUCGGAUCUGCAACCUUUCUACGAAAGAUGACCCGUUAGAAGCUACGCUUAAGAAGUUCUGGGAAAUCGAGGACAUCUCCGGAGGACUAGCACUAUCCGUUGUAGAAGAUCGUUGUGAUAAGCACUACGUAGCUACUACCACCCGUGAUCCUUCUGGAAGGUAUAUCGUCAGUCUUCCUCGAACCGACAAUCCCGAUAUAGCAGAUCGCCGUCUUAUGAGUGUCGAGCGGCGUCUCGACCGUGAUCCUGCCACCAAGGACGCGUAUCUUCGUUUUAUGGACGAAAACCUCCAGUUAGGACAUAUGAAGAAGCUCAUCGAUCCAGUAGACGACAAUCAACUGCACUGCUACAUACCGCACCACGCUGUCUUCAAAAAGUCAAGCACGUCUAUAAACGUUAGGGUCAUUAUCGAUAUGUCGUGCAAGACAUCCUCCGGAUAUUCAUUAAACGACACACUCUUGGUUGGACCAGUCGUUCAGGAGGAUCUGCUCUCCAUCGUGUUGCGUUUCUGCAUUCGCUGCGACGCUAUUGUCGCCCACGUGGAGAAAAUGUAUCGGCAGAUGCUCCACUCUCCAGAAGACCGCAAAUUCCUACGGAUUCGCUUCCGGACCAACUCCAAUGACCCUAUUUCCACUUACAAGCUGCAGACGGUGACCUACGGCACCGCGUCUGCUCCGUACCUUGCAACCAGGACUCUGCAGCAGAUUGCACAUGACGUAGAAUCUGCAAUUGAAUUGAGGCAACAAGUGACGUCGAUGCUGAAAACUGCAGGCUUCCCAAUCAAGAAAUGGGCAUCGAAUGUUCCCCAUGUUCUACAUGGUGUUCCAUCGGAAGAUUUAGCUGUUCAACCGCUGCAUGAACUUCAGGACGAGCCGGCUGUUUCGACUCAGGGUCUCGUGUGGGAACCGAGAACCGACGCACUACGGUUCAAAGUUCAGCUACCUCCACAGGCCAUAGUCCUGACAAAGCGAAAAGUGAUGUCUUACAUCGCGCAAAUCUUCGAUCCACUUGGUCUUGUGGGUCCUAGAAUUGUGGUGGCCAAACUAUUCAUGCAGAGCUUAUGGGCACUGAAGCAGAAUAGGAAGGCCUGUGAGUGGGAUACAGCACUCCCAACCAAGCUACAGGAGGAGUGGAAGGCGUUUCAUAACACUCUAUAUUUAUUGAGCGAAGUUCGUGUCCCACGAUUUGUUUCGCUUCCAAUCGCCGUCAAUCUCCAACUCCACUUCUUCGCCAACGCCUCUCAAUGA